UACACUGCCUAAAGCAAUUAAAUAAAUUGAAUAUUUUGUAUGGCAACUAUUUAAUCUAUCUGUCAGUCAUUUCAGCACUACGAAAUUUUCGUCCUUCCUUUUCUCAAUCUUACAACCCAGCUCGGAACCAUGGCCGACUCGAAUUCAAACGAGAAUACUUGCGUAGUGUGUUUCAAGAACGUUUUAUACUAUUCGAUUGGCGAAUGUGACCAUCCCGUAUGUUUCGAGUGUUCUACCCGAAUGCGGGUACUCUGCCUGCAAAAUGAGUGCCCUAUCUGCCGGCAAGACCUUUCAAGGGUUGUAUUUACGGAUACAGUCCAACCUUAUAAGGAGCUUCGCAACAGGGUUUUCACCGACCGCCUGUUUGAGAGACAGUUCAAGAUCGGGUUCUGCAGCGAGGAGAUCAAGCAGGCUUACGAGGCACUCCUGGAGAACCGCUGCAAGAUCUGUGAUAAAAUACCACCAUUUCGUACAUUCACCAUGCUCAGUGACCACAUGAGGAAAGUCCAUGAAAGAUACUUCUGUGAUCUCUGUGUUAAGCAUUUAAGGAUAUUUACUAUGGAGAGAAAGUGCUAUACUCGCCAGGAAUUGGCGCAUCAUCGACGGAGAGGGGAUGUGGAUGAUACGUCACACAGGGGCCACCCUCUCUGCGAAUUCUGUGAGGAGCGUUUCAUGGACGCUGACGAGCUAUACCGGCACUUGCGCAAAGAGCAUCUUUACUGCCAUCUAUGUGACGCGGAUGGACGCAAUCUGUACUACGCGUCGCACUCGGCUCUCGCUCAUCACUUCCGCACCGACCACUAUCUGUGCGAGGAGGGGGAGUGUGCCGGACAACAUCUGACUGCUGUGUUUAGAAGCGAAAUUGAUCUUAAAGCGCACAAGGCGACGGUGCACGGGCGCGGCAUGGCUCGCGGGGCGGCGCGGCAGGCACGGACGCUGGAGCUGCAGUUCAACAUCACGCCGCACCCCGUCGUGCAGCGACAGCCCAGGGACAGGCGAGAAGAUAGAGAACGUCAAGAACCAGUGGUAACUCCAACGCCCCCUACGAUGUCGCAGGCUAACAUCGACACGGGCAGCGUGGAGCAGUUCCCGCGACUGUCCGCCGCGCCCGCCGCGCCGGGACUAGUGCUGUCGGCACCGCAUCGCGCUUAUAAAGGUGUAGACGGUUUGACUCGCAACGACAAGAACUUCCCGGCAUUGGACGGGUCCGCGGGACCGUCGCGAGCGCCGCAACCGGCCCCAAAGCCUACCACCGUCGCCGCUACUAUUGUUAGAAAUACAAAACCGAGCGUCUCAAUCCAGCUGCACAGCCAGCCGGCUAGCGCCAGCAACUUCCGACUCACCCAGACCAGUGGCCACCGCUCCGUGCCGCAGAAGAAGCCGCCGCCUAUCAGUAAUGAUGACGACUUCCCUUCGCUGGGGAUCGCGAGGGAUGACCACCCGAGUAUCGGGGCUGGGACUGUGCAGGCGCCCAAAGUAGCCCUUAUCAAUAGCCAAGAGAUGCAAGCUCUGAAAAGUAACCACGUCCAGAACCAUCACAAGAAGGCUCCGCUGAGCUCAGAGGCGUUCCCCGCGCUCUCCGCCACCGCCGCGCCCGUCGCGCCGCCGCAGUGGAUCACCGUCUCCAAGCCCAAGGACAAGCAGAAGCCCGUCCGCGCCGAGCCCCCGCCGCAGCCCCGGGAGCCCUCCUUCAACCCCGUCGCCGACUUCCCGACACUGCCCGUCAAUCUCACCAAGUCCAAGUCCAAGAAACAACAACCCCAGCCACAACCACAACCGCCGCCCACACAGAACACAAACGACAACACAAAACUCAGUAAAAAAGAAAAGAAAAAACAAAACAGUAAAAAAGAAAACUUGCUAGACACGUAUCACGUGAAUGGCACUAAUGACAAAAAGUUAUUGAGGGAGUCAUACGCUUCAGUCAACGCCACUAACAAUAAUCAAACUCUAGAGGACAAAAAGGUUAAGACUGUGGACACUACGGCGCCCGUCAACAACGAGAAAAACAGGAACGGUGGCAACGGAGACUUCAGUUUAGCCGCUAAAGACUACCCGCCGCUGAACUCGCGAAGUGACAACAGUUUGCCGACGAAGAAGAUGGUGAACGGCAGUGUGCCGCCGGGGUUCAAGGCUCGACCCUCGUGCGACGGCAUGACGUUCACGAACUCGGCGGGGCAGACGUUCUCCGCUCCGCUGCACACGUACAUCCCGCCGCCGAACUUCGAGCACAGGAACCGCGCGUUAGUGAAAAAGUUUUCUGUGGCCCUAGGCAGUGACGCGGCCGUGGAGGAUUUUAAAGUGGCGUCGCGAGCGUUUCGCGACGGCGGGAUCAGCGCGGAGCAGUUCGUGUCGCACUGCGGCGCGGCGCUGGGCGGCGCGUGGGAGGGCGUGUUCUGCGAGCUGGUGGCGCUGCUGCCCGACAUCGGCAAGCAGCAGGAGCUGGUGCGCGAGCGCGGCGCGGCGGGGCUGGCGGUGUGCGGCACGUGCGGACAGCUGCUCGCGCCCGCUGACGCCGCCGCGCACGACGCCGCGCACUGGCCGCCACUCGCGCCGCGCUAGGGACCGACCGUAGCCAAUAGUUUGUUUUCGGGUAAUGUUAUGCGACUAUACGUGAGUGUCCAUGUUGACAUACGGAUUUAUUGUACAGAGCCACAGAGUAAGUUGUUCAGUAGACAGCAUAGGUACUAAAGUUAUAUGGACCACCACUGCCAGAUAUGGGAACUUCAAUCAUGGGAAUUUUAUCCACAAUUGAAAGAAGUUUUAUAAUUUAAAAAUCCAACAUUACUGUGUUCGACAUUGUGUUCAUCAAGUAGUGUCGAAGCGCCAUUUGAAAUACCUUAUACUUAACUCUCGAAACUAUUAACGCUGUGAUGAACAGCUUACUCGGUGGCUGUAUACUAACGUUUUGUAUAUACAUAGUUAUUUAAUAGAUUAUUGUUCCUUGCAGUAGGACGGGACGCGGCGCUCUGUUGGCGCCGGGUCUGACCGCUAUUCGUUUCGCUAGCCCCCACAGUCCCGCUGUGCAUUAUAAUGUCAACAUAUUAAAUCCACUGUAGCGCAAUUACUACACGACUUGUGAUUUUGUAUAAUGUAAAUGUUAUGAUGUAAAAUAUAUUGUUUCAAAGUUUAUUAUAUUUUUGUACUUCUAAAGCAGAACGAUUUCUUUAGUUUUGUGUAAAAUAUUUUUGUUGAAUAUACUGUUAGUGGUUUUAUUAUAA
Molecule: messenger RNA, 3221 nt
Organism: Helicoverpa zea (corn earworm)
Lineage: Eukaryota; Metazoa; Arthropoda; Insecta; Lepidoptera; Noctuidae
Product: E3 ubiquitin-protein ligase ZNF598
Exons: 10
Coding region: 130-2562 (810 amino acids)
Biological process (GO): rescue of stalled cytosolic ribosome; protein ubiquitination
Molecular function (GO): ubiquitin protein ligase activity; ribosome binding
Source: RefSeq, a predicted model, not a curated record